Molecule: messenger RNA, 1053 nt
Organism: Didymodactylos carnosus
Lineage: Eukaryota; Metazoa; Rotifera; Eurotatoria; Philodinida; Philodinidae
Source: the annotation of a GenBank genome assembly
AUGCUAUUUUCUGAAUCAAAACAGCAAGAAAUUCGUACAAUAACAUUAGAUAUCUAUCAACCUGAUCCAACACUUCAAGAACCACCGCUCGGUCCAAAAGGUUUAUUUUGUUGCAAGAAAUCAUGGCUCAUCCGUUUCAUCUUGGUACCAAAACUAGUGCCGAAAAAUGUUCGUUUAUAUUCGAAUCACCCAUCUUCAUCAUCUUUAACGGAACAACCAAAAUUUGAACGUAAUACAUACACAGAGCUUGAAUGGCAAUAUCCGUCACAUGGGAAACAUGAUGAUUGGAAUCGUUAUGUGGAGCUGGAAUGCAAUCUUCCAGGGACAUUUCAUUACUAUUUCACAUGUGACGAUCAAAAAACACCUGAAGGUGAUGGAUAUUUUUUAGUUGAACCGACACUCGAGUGGCCCGAUGGCAAGGGUGAGACGUUACCCAUUGAUUGUAUUGCAUGUCAGUCGGUAUUAUCUAAAUCUCUUGGGAAGUUUGAUGAUUGGGAAGAACGCUUGGUGGUGGCGAAACAAAGCGGAUAUAAUAUGAUUCAUUUUACACCAAUACAAAAAUUAUAUCAUGUUUCGAAUUCAUCAUAUGCAAUAACAGAUCAUCAUGAAUUAAAUCCAUUAUUUGGAAAAGGUGUCACCCACGAUCACAUAAAGAAGCUCGUUGACAAAAUGGCUCUUGAAUGGCGCGCAUUUUCAAUAACCGACUUGGUCUACAACCAUGCUGCAAACGAUUUCUCGUUGAUAUUGGAACAUCCUGAUUGUACAUAUAAUCUUGUUAAUUCACCACAUCUGAAACCAGGCUUUUUUCUCGAUUCGAUUCUUAUGCAAUUCACAGUUGAUUGUUUUAAUGGAAAUUUGAAACAUCGCCAUGAAGGUGGAAUACCGUCGAAAAUCGAAGAAUAUCACAUCGAAAUCAUUCAUGAUUAUCUCCUGAAAGAUUUGUUGCCACGUUACAAGCUGCAUGAAUUUUAUAUGAUCAAUGUGGAAAAAGUCGUCGGAGAAUUUAGAAAAUUAAUUUUGAAUACACCAUUGUCAACAUUGUCUGACAGGUAG